This is a messenger RNA of Sphaeramia orbicularis (orbiculate cardinalfish), 1894 nucleotides long. Its product is annotated as solute carrier family 35 member F2-like. Gene Ontology annotation, cellular component: membrane. Gene Ontology annotation, biological process: transmembrane transport. Bases 580 to 1869 code for a protein of 429 amino acids. Lineage: Eukaryota; Metazoa; Chordata; Actinopteri; Kurtiformes; Apogonidae. The transcript is spliced from 8 exons. The record is from RefSeq and is a predicted model, not a curated record. Gene Ontology annotation, molecular function: transmembrane transporter activity.
CUUUACUUCAUUGUGACUCUUUCUCCUCUGAAUACAAUUUGAAGCUAAAUAAUUUUGUGUUUUUUACAUCAUCUGUGCAGCUAUUGUCAUUUACAAUUAGGAAACCGUAAAACCUCACUUUUCAUUCCUGUAUCCACACAUCAUAAACACAAUCAAACCCUGCAUAUCUGCGAAUUAAAACACUUUAAUUCAUACAUUUGUGCUACUACAUAAGUUCUUUUCAGACGUAAAUUACUUCUUACACAGUGUUUUUUACUCUGCAGCUAGAAGUGGAAAUGUUUUGUGACCACGUGACCAUAAAAAAACAGAAGAUGAGGUACUUUUGCUCCUUUAUCUCAUCAACAGUUUGACACUUAAACAGGAGGAAGCCCUGACAACUUGUUCAGCAGCGUCUUUCAUCAUCUGCUUAUCUCUAAGUGCUGCUGACUGUCGUGAACAUAUUAUGCACAUGCACACAGGGAUGUCAAACAGUAAUCUUUGUCCUCUGAGUGAGUUAAUCAUUCAGCGUUCUAGGGCUGAGGAAGUGGAGGAGUUAAAAGCUCAGCCACAACCUCGGGGAGAAGUUAGAGUCAGACAAACAUGUCAACCAAGGAGCCGGACGAUGCAUUGAGGGAGAUGGGCUACAAUGAGAGCAGCCGACUGUUGAGGAUCAGGAAGUUCAGCCUGAGGGGAGUUUUCACCCGGCACUUGUUGAAGACCCUGGCCAUGGGUCAGGGCCUAGCUGGACUCAUCUGUGGGACGGCCAUCACUUCCCAGUACCUGGCCACAGAGUUCCACGUGGACACGCCGAUGCUGCAGAGCUUCCUGAACUACAUCCUGCUGUGUGUCACCUACACCCCCAUACUGCUGUGCCGAACAGGGGAUGGAAAUAUUUUACAGAUCCUGAGGAGCCGUGGGUGGAAGUACCUCCUGCUGGGUCUGGUGGACGUGGAGGCCAACUACGCCGUGGUUAAAGCGUACCAGUUCACCACCCUCACCAGUGUCCAGCUGUUGGACUGCUUCAUAAUCCCGGUCCUGAUGAUCCUGUCCUGGUGGUUUCUGAAGACGCGCUACAAGCCGGUCCACUAUGUCGCCGUCUGUAUCUGUAUCCUGGGUGUGGGGGCCAUGGUGGGGGCUGACCUGUUGGCUGGACGAGACCAGGGAUCCACGUCCAACAUCUUACUGGGUGACGGUCUGGUGCUGCUCAGUGCUACGUUGUACGCCGUGUCCAAUGUGUGUCAGGAGUAUACGGUGAAGAACCUCAGCAGGGUGGAGUUCCUGGGCAUGGUGGGCCUGUUCGGGUCCAUCAUCAGCACCGUGCAGAUGGUGAUCCUGGAGCGGAACCAAAUCGCAGCCGUCCGGUGGAGUUGGGAAGUCGUCCUCCUGUUCUCCGGCUUCGCCUUGUGUCUCUACACUCUGUACAGCUGUAUGCCCAUCGUGGUCAACCUGAGCAGCGCCACCUCCGUUAACCUGUCGCUGCUCACCGCCGACCUCUUCAGCCUCUUCUGCGGCAUCUUCCUCUUCCACUACGACUUCUCUGGACUUUACCUGGUCUCACUGGUCGUCAUCCUCAUCGGCUUCAUUACCUUCAACGCCGUGCCCACGCCCACCAACGCCACAGACCACGCCCCCUCCUCCUCCUCCUCCUCCAUCUGUGAGGACGGUUGCUAUGACAACCCCGUGGCCACCCAGAGUGACAUCAUCAAACAGGAAGUGGCAGUAACGAUCACGACUGAUGAAGAGGAGGAGGAAGAGCGGGAUGGAGAGAGGAGGAAGAGGAGGAGGAAGAAGAAGAAGAGCAGGAGGAAGAGAGAGUCGGGAAGAGGAUGGAGGGAGGAAGAGGAGGAGGAGGAGGAGGAGGAGGAUGGAGGACUCAGCACCAAACUGUGAAAACAACAUCACAACUAGUUUUAUA